AAACAAGAAGCUACAACGAUUUAAUACGAUAAUUAGUUUGGUUUAAGGAAAAACGACUGGAGAAACAAUGUCAAGUACUGAGGAGUCGACUAGCAAGAUACAAUUUAAGAAGAAAAAAGUUAAAUCGUUAAGGAAACGAACUGGAUCUUCUGAUGAUGAUUCUGAUGGUGAAAGAGAGACGGUCAGAGAUCGAUUAGAUGAGAUGAAAACUAUUCAAAAACUCCGCCAACGACCCCAUGGUGUUAAUAUCGCUGGACUGGCGCUUGGCGAAAAAGUGACUGCAGAUUUGACGUCUGAUCCUUUCAACGUUAAAAAUGGAGGAAUGGUGAAUAUGGCAGCACUGAAAAAUACGAAGCUUAAGCAGCCGGACGAUGCAUAUGAUACUGGAAUCGGCACGCAGUUUAGUGCUGAAACAAAUAAGCGAGAUGAAGAUGAAGAAAUGAUGAAAUACAUUGAGGAACAGUUGUCGAAGCGUAAAAAUAAAAAUCCCAGCACAAGCGAUGCCCAUGGUGAUGGAGACGGAGGUAGUUAUUGCUCACCGGAAGAAGCAGCUCUACAAGCUGUACCUGAACACUUGCGACAAAGUUCAGCUAACAGAAGCGAGGAAAUGCUUUCCAAUCAAAUGCUUUCUGGUAUACCAGAAGUUGAUUUAGGGAUAGAAGCCAAGAUACGGAAUAUAGAAGCUACCGAAGAAGCCAAACUUAAACUGCUCUGGGAAAGACACAGGAAAAAGGAUGGACCUUCUCAAUUCGUUCCCACAAACAUGGCUGUUAAUUUCGUUCAACACAAUAGAUUCAAUAUCGAAGACUCGGAUGUACAGAAGGGAAAGCGAGACGCUGAGGAAAGAAAGAGACUCGCAGCUCGGAAAGACGAUGCUAAUGGAAAGCGGAAAGAUAAUGGAGAAAAGGCGACGGACGAUUAUCAUUACGAACGGUUUAAGAAACAAUUUCGAAGAUUUUAAACUUUUACUAAACAACACUAGGUGUAAUGUAUUUGCUGUACAUUUGGAUUUAAAUCCAGGAUAAAUAUAUAUUAU
This is a messenger RNA of Diprion similis, 1036 nucleotides long. Its product is annotated as telomere length and silencing protein 1 homolog. Lineage: Eukaryota; Metazoa; Arthropoda; Insecta; Hymenoptera; Diprionidae. The transcript has 6 exons. Gene Ontology annotation, biological process: mRNA splicing, via spliceosome. The record is from RefSeq and is a predicted model, not a curated record. Bases 68 to 961 code for a protein of 297 amino acids. Gene Ontology annotation, cellular component: spliceosomal complex.